Molecule: messenger RNA, 1044 nt
Organism: Saccoglossus kowalevskii
Lineage: Eukaryota; Metazoa; Hemichordata; Enteropneusta; Harrimaniidae
Product: galanin receptor 2b-like
Biological process (GO): G protein-coupled receptor signaling pathway
Cellular component (GO): membrane
Molecular function (GO): G protein-coupled receptor activity
Source: RefSeq, a predicted model, not a curated record
AUGGUUGACUCGGACAUUAACGAUACUAUAGGCAGCGACGAAUAUUCAUCUUAUUCAGCGGGUUUCUUCGGUUGGCGAGAAAGCACUCUGGGACUGACCAUAGUUCACUACAUAUUCGCUAUCUUGGGGAUCGGAGGAAACUUCAUUGUGUGUCUGGUGAUUUUACGUAUCAAGAAACUACAUACCUUGACUAACUAUUUCCUACUGCACCAAUCAGCAAUAGAUUUGCUAGCAACCGUGGUAUUCAUCGUGACAUUUCUUGUUCCCGAGUAUCACAUCGAGUCUUAUAGUGUGCAUAGUACACUCUACUGUAAACUCAUAUGGUCCGAAUAUUUGUACUGGGCGCUGAUGUUGCUGUCAUCACUCAACUUAUCCGCACUGUCGCUCGAGAGAUAUUUCGGCAUCGUUCACCCGAUUAAGCACCACAACAACUUUAAUAUACAGAAAAUAAAACUCAUCUUUGUGAUCGAGUGGCUAUUCUCCUUCAUCUACCUGUCGUACUGGACAGUCCUGUGUGAUAGUCGUGGCGAAUAUUGCGUGAUUUCUUCAAAGAACGAAUUUUGGUCUAAAGUUGGUACGUUUUUUGACUCCUUCUUUCUAAACAUCAUGCCCCUUGGCAUAAUGUUAUUCUCGUACAUUAAGAUAUUCGGCGCUCUGAAGAACAGGGUGAAGCCAGAAGAAAUCAAAUCGUCGUCGCAGGACAAAGAUAACAAAAAAACUAUUAAUCACUGGGACAGAGCAAAACGAAAUGUCGUUCGGACACUAUGCAUUGUGUUCGUUUCUUUCGCUAUAUGCUGGUUUCCUAGUACUGUUUAUGAUCUACUUUACGUGUUCGGCGUUCCCCUGAAUUAUGACGAUACUUUUUACUUAAUCGCAGUGCUGUUUGCUCUUUUCAACAUGUGCGUCAAUCCGGUAAUUUAUACACUACAAUACGAACAGUUCAGAAAAGGUCUGAAACAAGUGUUUUUGUGUAAUAAAUCCAAUCAGCCGGGCGGAAACUCCACCGUUGCGACGACAUCAUCUCAACAUAACAUUGACGGUUAA